UUUGGAUCUACUACUCGCAAAGCGACGAUGGGGACGAAUCUGUCGCUUGAGCUUGUACCAGGGGUAGCGAAUGACGAUGCAGGGAGCCCUUUGCUUCUACUUCGUUUAAACUACCGAGUAUUAUAAGGGUUAAACACGAAUGUACGAAUCCACGAAUAGAAGAUCAAAUCUAGUGCUUCAGUCGACCAAGACGAGACAUGACAGCAAAGACAAGCAGGGCAAAAAUACCACCACUGUGCGUACUGGUAGCUGCUACCUAGUAAGAAAUCACACGCACGCGCAUGCAAGAUUCCAAGCCGUGUAGCAUGCAAGCAAGGGACAAGUAAAGAGACAAGAAGCAAUGCAAUGCUACCCUCCACCUGCUGCCCAGGGAGAAGAAGCAGGGCCGGGCUAACAACUGAGAAAACGCGGAGCCAGCUCCGUCACUGGAACUCUGACUAUUGGCCAGCCUCUUCGUCUUAGAGGGGCCCUCGCUGUUUUCUCUCUUAUUUUCGCCCGCCCUGCCCUGCUCGUUGUAUUUAAUUAAUUUAUUUUUUUUCUUGACAAGGAACAGGGGGUUUGAAAAUGAGAGGGGGGGGCCUUUGGCGUUACAU
This is a messenger RNA of Trichoderma asperellum CBS 433.97, 593 nucleotides long. NCBI's taxonomy places the organism in Eukaryota, Fungi, Ascomycota, Sordariomycetes, Hypocreales, Hypocreaceae. The record is from RefSeq and is a predicted model, not a curated record.